Suillus subaureus is the source of this 1802-nucleotide messenger RNA. RefSeq lists its product as uncharacterized. The record is from RefSeq and is a predicted model, not a curated record. NCBI's taxonomy places the organism in Eukaryota, Fungi, Basidiomycota, Agaricomycetes, Boletales, Suillaceae. The transcript has a single exon. The coding region runs from base 141 to 1643 and encodes 500 amino acids.
CGAAAUGCCAUACAUAUGGAACAAACAUACAACUACUGGCUGCGAUUGCCUGCCACGCAACAUGACCAACCAGGUGAGUCUGUAGUUAACGUCGCCCUGCCACUUGUAGAAGUUGAACGCUGAACCCCGACGUAUGACAGAUGCUCCUUGAUCCGUCGAAUGAUUGUCCUGACGAGUCACUGUUCGCCAUUUACCACUCCACACAAACCUCUCGCGCGGUCGCCACACGAAAUUUUAUUGGCGCCCUGCCCAUUGAGCUCCUGCUGGCAAUAUUCACACAUCUUUAUCGGUCAUCUCGUUGUCUCACUCAAACUGGUGAGACAUGGAGAUUAGACGACCCUCUGUCAUCGUUGUUCCCCUACGCCCCGGCCGCAGUAUGUUCGAUGUGGUGUUCGGUAUUGUCGCGUGUUCCAGAGUUCUGGACUCGUGUGGUCAUCAGAGUUGACUCCCAACAUACACAAAUUCGAGAUGUUCGACAUUAUUUCAAGUGGUCAAGGAAUCUUCAUCUGGAUGUUAUCAUCACCAGGCAUCACGAUGAACUCGAUGGAGAUGCCAAGAGGGAGAAUUCAAAAGUCUUCGACGCAACCGGCGAAGUCAUUAGGAAUAUUGAGCGAUGUAAAAGCAUCUGCUUCAACGUGAUGUACAGCUCGUCAUUGCCAUCCAUACUCAACGACUUUACUCAAGAAACGGCUCCUCAUCUGCAUACCUUGAAGCUCGAAUGUAAAGUUGACGAUGGCGGAACACCGCGUCAGAAGCUUGUGCAUUGGAGUUUUGAUGCACCCGGUCUUCACCACCUCUAUCUAGAUGCCCGAAAUUUUUUCGACGUCUGUGUAGACCGUAACAACUGGCUCCCGCGCCUACACGUCUUAAGCACACUUUCAGUUUCUCGCUAUCGCCACCUUUCAGGGGAGGGCAUUGAUUUAUACAAGCUGUUGAGGGCAAUAGAGGAAUCCCCUUCCCUCGCAUACUUGGAGCUCAAGGACCUACACUUCUCUCGCCUGCGUCCUUGGACCAUAGUGAAUGAUAUUAGUAUUGAACUGAUGUCUAUGAAUCUGGAGGACCUAUCAGGCGAGGCAUUCUCGGAAAUCAUCGGUUGUGUCGACAGUGUCCCAGAUACAACUCGCAUUUCUCGCUGCGCUAUUACUACUUGCCACCACUCCCUAAUGUCUGGUGGCGUUGCCUUCCAUGAUAUCUCGGCCGACCAAGAUUUGAUGAUUCCUCUUGCCCAUUGGCGCGGACGCACACUCUCACUUGACAAUUGUGCAUGCUUCCAUGAUGAUUUCCUGCGAGACAUGAUAGACGGAGGACCACACGACCAAUCUUUUGCAUGCAAGGGGGUGAAAGAGUUGUACCUUGUCAACUGCACGAAUUUUUCCCCAAGGCUGCUCAAGACUAUGGUGCUAAAGCGGAGGAAGCUAGCACGCAGAUCCAUUUUCUGGAGACACGAUCAAGAAACUCUUGAUUGGGCAUUUCCAAUUGUGGCACCCAUCACAUUGAUAUCAGUCGAAAGUGGACCAGUGUUAUCCAAAAAGGACAGGAAGUGGUUUGACAAGAACCUUGGGUCGUUUCACUGGGAUGAGCAAGUGCUACAUAGUCCGUUCGAGGAUUCUAGCGAUAGCGACUAUGACAUUUACGGCCCAUAGUAGCUUGGAUGACCGUACUAAAUCAACCCAUUAGGUAUAUAGUGCUUGAGUACAGGUGAUGAUUUAUGCUCGCAACGAGACAAUUUUGAAUGAACGAGCGGGAACUACUGAAUUAGUACUUAACGUGUUCACACUUGCUUCUUCAAAGUUUCACACCGC